This is a messenger RNA of Cephus cinctus (wheat stem sawfly), 5584 nucleotides long. Its product is annotated as dynein regulatory complex protein 10. Lineage: Eukaryota; Metazoa; Arthropoda; Insecta; Hymenoptera; Cephidae. The record is from RefSeq and is a predicted model, not a curated record. The transcript is spliced from 14 exons. The coding region runs from base 559 to 1629 and encodes 356 amino acids.
GGCAGCAUCUUCGAAAAAGUCAGAUAUCAAAUUUGAAGCCCACUGAAGUAUAACGUCCAACAAUUUUUGGUUAUUCAAUGUGAAAUUACAGAAUGUUGCGUAUCCCCAGGACAGGAGUACUUUUAAAAAAUACCAUUCAUACUCCAGUAACAUCUCCACAAAAUCCAAUCCUUCUGUCAAUUUUCGACAAAAUCAAGAAAAAAUUAGGUCUUGCAAAGAAUGAAGAAAAAACAGAAAUAGCCACAGAAUCCACAGAGAAUCCACCGCAGCACAAUGACGAGUGGAGUGGCAUCAAUACUGGACAACCACGAGGAUACCCACAAACGACCCAUGGUUAUCCCACAGGAUACCCACAUUAUCCCGAGAAUCAGCAUCAGCCACCCAGAGAAUAAAUUAAAUCCAUUUUAGACCUCAGUAUUCCAUUUACAAGCAAUGCAAAAAGUCUACUAUGUUGUUGCACGUGAAUAUGGAUGCGUUUCGUAAGCUGAUUCGACAACAGUCGGAAUAUUGUACUUGAACGUAUCGUAAAAAAAGUUUUAUGGUUAAAUUAUUUAAACGAUGGAUUGCGAAGUGGCUGUGCAAAGAAUGCAAACCAUAAUAUCAAGGACAUUUGGCAAAUUGAAAUUGGCGGUUUGUCUGUCAGCAAUAUUAAAGUACAAGAAUCUACCAAGGAUCCUGACACCCGCUGAAAUGUCUACCGUACAGAAGACUUGCGAAUUCUAUUCAUCCUUUUCAGAAGAUGCUGAUAAUUCUAAUUUUGAGGAUUUCAAUAGUUUUACUUACAAUCCGCAACUUACGAUAGUCAUUGAGAUACUACACAAUUAUCCAGAAGUUCAUGAACUCGCAGAGAAACUUUUGAAAGACGUACCUGCGUCUUCCAAAAGCUUGAUCUACAGUCUGGAGUUGUUCAGCAACAUUAUGGAAAAACGUAUGAGAACAACUCCGACGGAGCAUCGGCAGCACGAGUUGAAACUUCGCAAUGCUUUUAAAAGUGCAAAGAAAUCAGAGGAGGACAUAGUAGCGCUGCAAGAGAUGUUGGAGGAACAACAAUCGCGGCACAAUGAGAUUAUAAGAGAAUUAAACGACAGCAUAGCUAGAGACGAGUCUCUGAUGGCAAAGAUAAAGAAAAGAUUGGAUGACGAGAGAACAAAUAAAGUAAACGAAUCGGAGUCGCAGAUGGUAAAGUCAUUUUCAGAGAUGCGGGCAAUGCAGGAAUCGUUACAGUCGGAGAUCAAUAAUUGCACCGAGAGGUUGAAAGUCAUAAUGCAGGAUAAUGCGCAACGCGAGAAAGAAUUGCGUGCAAGACGAACCAAGGUGGAAAGUCAAUUUGUCGCACUUCUCGGUAAAUACGAUACCGAGAUAGGCGCACGUCAUCAGUUAAUGGAGUCCUUAAUGGCGGAAUCCGAAGCACUCAGAAAAGAACAAGAAGACAUUCAAAGCGAAUUAAAUACGCAGAGUGUGCUAUACACCAAAUGGAAGGAAGAAAAGGAAUUGGCGACGAUGGAAGCUUUCAAGGAACGACUCAACGACUUCGUGAGAAAUCGAGCGGCCAAAGUAAUACAGAAAGCAUGGCAGACGCAUAACCAGCGUAAUGUUACGCGGAAAAAAAAGAAAUCAAAGAAGAAAUAAAAUCUCAGUGUGUGCUACUCGUUGCUCCGAAUCUCAUGAGAUUGGGGAAUACAGCCAGACCUUAGUCUAUCACUGAAAUUGGAUGCCGUAGGUGCCUAUGUAUCUUCAUUAAAGCUGUUUAAACGACAACGUGUGCAAACGUUGUGCUGCCUUACGUAUAAGCCCUGUUGCCGAUAGAUUAGCCAAAUUUUACAUGACGACCGAGUUCAACUGUCGUAUUUACUAUGCGAUGCUGAACGAGUCGACGGCAUAGAAAACGCAAGGUAUAUAGAACGACUACGACAAACGGUGCUAAGUAAGUUCAUACAUUGCAUGCGUGUAUUUACGUUUCAACUCAGUAUUCCUAGUAAAUCAUGGUGCGCAAUAAGGACGUUAAUUACAAAGCCUUGUCAGGAGUUUGUGAGGGAUUAACACGAGAAAGCUCGAUCUACCUCGACAGUGAUUAAGCCCUCGGAACUUGCUUAAAAUUUAAUUACGUACUAGCUAAAAAGAAUAUCGAAGGCCAUUACCUAAUAUUACCUGAAUUUUUUUUUUUUUUUUUCGUAUUUUUGGAAGUGAUUUAACAAUUUUUUUUAGCCGAUCCAGCUCGAUAAAUAAUUUUCUCAUAUUGAUCCUGAUUAUUUGAUUACUUGACCGUAUUAUUGGGAAUUGCUUAGUCCAGGACUAGAGGAGAAAGACUUUCUAUUUAUACUAUAGCUUAUCUUUGGACUCGACCAACUAGAUUUGCUUUUACUGGAACCAUAGAUAUCCUGAGAUUACAGAACGGACGACUCUCUAUUAGGGAUGGAAUUGGCUGGACUUGCAGGCUCCGUGGCACCAAAUUUGUAGGGGCACAUUGCGUGGCGCAUGCUCUGGGAUAUUUUGCUGGGGUGAUAUUCAGUCAGGCAAGCCAGGCUCAAAGCGGCCGAUCAUUACGAGGUACACGGCGCCCGGGAGUUCGGCUAAAAAGAGUAACAACCCAUUGUAAACGUGUUGGAUAAUCAAAACGAUUGAGAAUUAAAAACACACCCGAUUGGAUUUUCAGUUCUGAAAAUUUAGACCGCUGCAGCCUCGAGCGAUGCACGACUUCGUUCCUUACUGAUAUUUCGGAACUUCUGGAAUUCGUCAGAAACAUAAUAUCCAAUGAGGAUAUAAGAGCCGUUUCUAAUUAGAGAAAAUGACUGAGAGAAUGACAUUGACUUUUCAUUCUCCGAUAAUGGAAGAGACCGAGAAGAAUCUAACGACAGGAACACUUGAGCAGCGUAAAGAGGCUUUUAAAGACGACGAAGAGCUGAUGAAGGAAACGACGAAAUUCGUGACGGAAGUAAUUGAAACGGCGACUACGGAAGCUUCCAAAAGAAAAUAUCAAAUAGAGGGAGCCGAUGCGAGCGAAGAGACGUUGUUAGACCCAAAUCAUUGGUCUGCUAACUUUAACUGGAGUUGCUUCUAACGAGUGCAGUGCUAAUCGUAUGAUGACUACAUGAUUAACAUGCGUUCGUAAAUGCAUGUGCAGGAAGUAGAUUGAAGGGCGGUGAUCGCAUCAGCGGCUGGAACACCCGAGCUCGUGGCUUCUGCAAUCGAAUACUGAAUGCACUUUGCCCCUGCCUCACCAACAAUGGUAAAUGAUAGACUGAUAAAACGUAGUAGUUGCUACGCUACUGGCCAUUCGGAUCAUAGAAAAGAAUAUAGCAUAGAGUCCAUCAAUGAUAAAGUACUGUAUCAACCAUAUCGAAGAUCAUUCCCGUGGGAUCCUCAAUCGCAUCGAUCGGCUCCUUACGAUUGGGCCAUCAAAGCGUUUCGAGACUGUCGUUGUGUGCCAAUCCUCAUGUGCGAACUUGAUAGGGAUCUCAUUUCUUCGUGUUAUUAGUAUCAAUCACAGUACAAUUUUAUUACCUUAUUUUUCAUAGUUGAUCAUCGUCAUUGUCAUCGUCAUUAGGACGCACGAUGUAUUGACAUGCUCGAGAGACGCAUGCGUGGACGAUGAAUUUUUUUUUUAAUCAUCCAAAAAUAGUUUAAUGGUACGAAAAGCUGAGAAUGUUAGAAUAUGUAUUUAUGAUUUGAAUGACUUGAAUGUUUUAUCAUUGAACCGAGGACUGUGUUAUCUUUGAGAAUGCCUGUGCGAUAUACAUAGACAUCAUCAUGAACGAAAAUUAGUUUUUCACUUGAUCCAGCGAGCGGACGGGAUUUUGUAGUGUCGUUCAUGCAUGCUAAAAAUACGCCUGAAAAGUUAAUAGCUUUGAGUACAUAUAGGAUAUGUGUUCUUUUCAUAGAGUUAUUCGCCUGGACCCCCUACCGGUAUCGCUUCACGAGACCCUAACCGUUCGCUGUCUACGGGAAUCCGUGCAUGCGGAAUAAUUAUUUAUUAAGAUAAUAAAUAAUAGAUAUAUUAAUAAUAUAAGAGCCACACUACGUCAAUUCCGAGUCGUGCUGUUGUUGGGCAAAUGGGUGAACAUCUUCGACUUGAAAAAAAUAUUUAAUUCUAGAACGUUGACUAUUCAGAGUAUCAUCUAGGACGUCUACGCCACUGUUUCUGAUCAGCUCAGCGAUUCUUCCACUGACUCCCAGUUGGACUGACAGCCAAGUAAUGGCGUAGGCGACAGGGGGAAUAUUUUUAAAAGUCCACGUUCGAUACUAACAAACCAUUAAAUGUCGUAGACAAUUCAAUCGUCUUUAUAAACGGAUCAACUUCGUUGCAACAAUAAGUGUUGGUACAUGUGCGGAUCCUAAACAAAGAAUGUUAAAGAAAAUAUAUAUAUAUGUAUAAAUAUUUUUAAUUGGAAAUGCUCGUACGGGAGGAUCGUUUAUUGUUCUGUGAUUUCAUGCGUAAUUGCAAUAUGUAUCCUCUGGACGAUCCUUUCAAAAAAGUUUUACGGUGUCGCAUCAACUUCCCUCAGGCUUGAAAAUGGAGCCGCUAGACUUUGGGUUAUUAAGACAGCUUGUAAUAUAAUCAAUAAGCUUUUCAUGAGCUUUUCACGUGAAUUGACACUUACAGGGAAAAAUCUAAGACUGCUUUUUAUUGCCGUUUAUCGGAGUUUCGUCACUUUUGAAAAUUCAUUGUACAUUUUUUCCCUCUCUUUUCCUGUGCUAAUACGGAAAAAUUUCAAAAAAAAUAUCCUGAUACCUAUCGAGCCUAUUGUUAUAUGCACGCACCUAUCAUUGGCUAAUGAGUGUUUUCUAGCGCAACCAGUGACUCAAUGAAAAUCAAUAUCCAACAUUACCGUCUCUUUCGUCGCGAAUGGGCUGAGAAUCUUUUCGCGUUACAGUUAGGUUAAGUAGAUUAUAAAGUUGUUAUUCGGUAAAUCGCGUAAGAAUUGAAUUAGGCAUUGAUGAGCAUGUAGAAGUAUCAUUGAGGUUUUCAGGGAUGCAUCAGAUGCAUAAGUGCAUCUCGGGUACCUUUUGUGAUAUAAAGUGAUUGGGCUUUUUAGAUCGGUCGGUAUUAAUACGUAUCACAAUUUCUCAUGACGAUCAUUUUGGAAAAGUUUUAUGAUUUAAGAUUUGAUACGCAUUUUGGUACGAUAGCUUCUAGAGAGAGUGUCGCAAUUUUCAGACGAAAUGGACAUAUGGGACAUUUUUAUUCGGAACCGAAUACUGGCGAAAAUCAAAGCGCACUACUUUCUUACUUAAUGCAGUUAUGGGAUCAAGAAAAAUAUAAAGAAUAUAUAUUAAAGAGUAACUAUCAUUUUUGUGACAAUCAAUGACAUUGGAGGCCGAUGCAAGAGCCGUGUGCAACGUCAGCUCGAAUGAAAUUCGUAGUAGGAUAUUAAUAAAAGCGGGGCGUACAAAUUGUUCAAUAAUGUGAUGAAAAAGUUUGUAUUUUUUUGUGAAAUCAAGGACGUAUUAAAAUUUACAUUAAUUUUUAAGUAUCGCCGCUGUAACGAUCAACGUUCAAUUGUACGGUGUAUACAUCAUUGUAUAAGAUCUUAGAUCGAUGUAUGUAUUUAAUUGGUUAAUAAAUAUAAAAAUGUAAUCCUUAAAA